Molecule: messenger RNA, 1287 nt
Organism: Fibroporia radiculosa
Lineage: Eukaryota; Fungi; Basidiomycota; Agaricomycetes; Polyporales; Fibroporiaceae
Exons: 20
Coding region: 1-1287 (428 amino acids)
Molecular function (GO): hydrolase activity, hydrolyzing O-glycosyl compounds
Source: RefSeq, a predicted model, not a curated record
AUGCGACUGUCAAUCUCGUGCUUAUUUGCUUCCUUUGCUUGCGCUGUCCUCGCAGAUGCUGUAGGACGAGUCUCAACGAGGGGAGUGACGCCUCAAAAGCGCGAAGUACCCGCUGGGUAUGUGACAACAAGUGGCGCCGGAUUUGAGUUGGAUGGAGAACCAUUCUAUUUCGUUGGGACAAACGCCUUUUGGCUGCCGCUGCUGAUCACAGAAGAUGACGUCGAUGCUACCUUUCAGACUAUGGCGGGUGCAGGCAUCAAAGUCGCGCGAACUUGGGCCUUCAAUGCUAUCAAUGCCACGCAGCUUCCUGACGUGCUUUCCACUAACCUUACGUACUAUCAAGUCUGGAACAACAGCGACUGGACCUUAAACGAGGGCCCGCAAGGUUUGCAACGACUUGACUACGUGGUCUCCGCUGCGGAAAAAUACGGUAUUCGUCUGAUUCUAACGUUCGGCUAUGGUGGCAUGGAACUUUACAUAUAUCACAUACUCGGCAACCAUGCCACUCAUGAUGAAUUCUACACGAACCCCACUAUUAUUGCUUCGUAUCAAUCUUACGCGCAAAGUAUCGUCGAGCGUUACAAAAGCUCUUCCGCUGUUUUUGCCUGGGAGCUCAUGAAUGAAGCUCGUUGCGCCGGCGAUAGCCUUCCUUCCGGACCCAACUGCGUUCCCGGCUCGGAAACAUUGACAACAUGGUACCAGCUUCAGUCCGACUUCGUGCGUAGUCUCGAUCCGUACCAUAUGAUCACGACUGGCGGUGAGGGCCAAUUUUAUUGGGCCGUCCCUGACACAUACUGGUAUAAUGGCACCCUCGUUAGCGAUUUCAAUUUCAACGGCGAAGCCGGCGAAGAUUUCGAAGCUAGUCUAUCUCUGCCAAACAUUGACUUUGGAACUUAUCAUCUGUACCCUCAAACCUGGUACCCCGAAUUAGACUACCCUGGGUCUAACUUCUCUGUUGAGGAUUGGGGCUUGGGUUGGAUUGAGGCUCACGCGAACACGGCAGCUUACGUCGGAAAGCCUCUUCUGAUAGAAGAGUUCGGAGUAACAGGAUUAGACAACAAGUCAUCCAUAUAUCCUGUAUGGUACAAUUCACCUAGUGGAAUCCAACCUUGGCAGUUUGGCGAGCUGAACCUGACUGAGGAUGGUGGAAAUCGACUCAUCCAAUACACCGAUCAAAUUUAUCAGGGGGCAUCACCCAAUGAUGGCUUCACAUUCUACAUCAACCAAACCUCCGUCUGGGACAUAUUCACAGCGGCUGCUGCAGUGCAAUCAUACCGAUCCGGCUGA